Messenger RNA from Wasmannia auropunctata (little fire ant), 7521 nucleotides. RefSeq names its product protein tweety (gene tty). The coding region runs from base 1228 to 2919 and encodes 563 amino acids. Gene Ontology annotation, cellular component: plasma membrane. Lineage: Eukaryota; Metazoa; Arthropoda; Insecta; Hymenoptera; Formicidae. The transcript has 11 exons. Gene Ontology annotation, molecular function: volume-sensitive chloride channel activity; intracellularly calcium-gated chloride channel activity. The record is from RefSeq and is a predicted model, not a curated record.
GAGAGAGAGAGAGAGAGAGAGAGAGAGAGAGGAUGCGAGAGAGCUCCAUUUGAUAAUCUUGCGCGUAAGUGCAAUAUGAAUUCAUAAAACGACAUUAAAGAAUGUCCUUCAAGUGCUGAUGAACGAUAAUAAAGGCGCUAAUAAGUAAUAACACAUAUCCAGACGUGUGGUAGACUCAAUAGUUCGCACUAUUAUUAAAAGCUUCAAACACAUUUAUUUUCCGGAAGGUUUGUCUUUUGCUACAAAGCACGACUUUUUUCUCCCCUUCACUCGAUACCGCCGGGCGAGGCGGUAAGCUUAUACGUCCGCGUUACAUGCACAUUCUACGCUUUUAUGUAUUUAAAAUGAAAUAGACGCCGCGGGUGGUGUGGAGGUGGGAAAAAAAUAAGCCUGCAGACGAACGCGAGAGAGUAAAAUGUGCGACAUACACGAACGGAUUAUAAUAGAAGAUUUAGUUCAUUGCUCCACACACGCUCUAAAGUUAGUUUAAAAUUUUCACUUGGAUUUUAUUUAAGUGUAUAUUUCUAUUGUCUAGACACCACAUAUUGUGUUUUUUAUCGAUCGAGUCACGCUUCGGAAUACUUAGGAUGUAAUCUUGAAUUUAUGCGAUUUUCAUGAAUCUAUUAAAAUGUCGUCGUAAAUAUAAUUUUUUUUUUCCUUUUUAAUAAACACCAUUUAUUUUUUUAUGUUAAUAGAGGUAACAUUCGGAACUUUAAGUGAGAUUGUGUGCGGGUCAUCGAGAAGAAAAUUAUUCAUAAUUCCAAAUUCUGUGCAUUACUUUCAUUUUAAUUCAUGGACGAAGCCUCUGACAUUUCUGUUUUCACUCUUCGACUUUAUCUCGUUUUUUAGUUGAGCUUCUCACUUUCGAAACUGGGGUAUCGACUUUCGGGAGUAUAACGUCUGCAUAAGUUCAUACGUUGCACGAGGCUGAUGGUGUUAAUAUGCACUCUGUGUACCUCGCGAACAAUGCACUCUGCGCGUCGCUGAAAGAGAAGGACAGGACUAGGAGGAGACACUGACGGAUACGCGAGCCGCAGGAUGACAGCAUAGGUGGACGGUCGUAAUAUAAGCAGCCUUCGUUUAAAAUCACGGCAUGAUUGGCGGUGUGACUUUAUUUAUCACUCACACACAAUGACGUGCUCGCACGGCGCUCGCGCGUAGCAUGUCUUGACGAGUAGGAGAUACGCUUCGACUGGGUACUCGGUGCAGAGAUAAGGGUUCUCCAUAAUGGCGGGCGGUCAACAGCUUCCGGAGCAGUACACGGUACCACAGUACGCGAGGAUCUUCCACAGUCUGCCGCAUCUGAACGUCUCCUUACAUUCGGUCAAUAAUACGUUCAAUCCCCACUCCGAGAUCUAUUUGGAGAGCCUCGGGAUACUGGGAAGUAUUCCUGCAGCCUGGUUGAUCUUAACUUUACUGGUAUUGCUGGUUUAUUUGGUAACGAGAUGCUGCGACCGGAGGCCGCGCCCCAAGAAGUCGAUAACCGCGCUGAAGUGUUCGCUGGCCAUCCUAGCGUUGCUCUGUAGUGGAGCAGUCGCUGUUGGGCUUUAUGGCAACGACGACGUGCACAAUGGCUUGGUACAACUCAUAGCAGCUGCGAAAAAUGUCGAUGGGAUCCUCAUGGGCGUCAGAAAUCAGACUGACACUAUAGAAGCGACUCUGAAAAGAAAAGUUCAGCCUCAACUAACUGCUCUCGGAGACGAAUUCGACGCCCCGGUCAGCAAUAAAACUGUGCUGGGUUGGCUGCUGGCGGCACUUAACGGCAUGAAGCAAAACACGAGCAUCGCCGUAAAUCGUAGUUUCGAGAUACGAAAGCCCUUGAGCGGUAUCAGUCUUGCCGGCGCCAUCGGGAUGGGCGAGAAGAUCGAACAGUGGCGAUGGCCUAUCACCAUGGCGGUCCUGAGCGCUCUACUUGUCCUCUGCGUGGUUCUGGUGGUCGGUGUUGCCCGGCACUCCAGAUGCGUCCUCAUAACAUUUUCCGUGUUCGGCUUGUUUGCGGUUAUCGUCUCUUGGCUCAUGGCGUCCUUAUACCUGGCCACUUCUGUAGCUCUAGGUGAUCUCUGCGUGUCGCCCGACGGUUACUUGACCAGAGCCGUACCGUCGACCUUAGCCUCCGAGGUACUCUCGUACUAUACGCAUUGCGAGAACACGCGCAGCAAUCCGUUCACGCUGAGAUUGCGGGACACGCGGCGCGCGGUGGACAACAUGAGGCAUAAUUUGAACACGGUGACGAAAUUAGCGCUAGAACUGUUCAAAGAUCAGCAGCUCCAACCAAAGCUCAGCAGUUUGUCCACGGACGUUAACACCAUAGACAAACUCAUGCCCGGCUUAUCCACGUUACUCGACUGUAAACCUCUGCACAAGCAAUACGUUCACGCCGCCAAGAGUUUGUGUCACUUGGGAUUGUACGGACUGAGUUUUAUGCUAAUAGCCAGUUUAGCUGCAGGUCUCUUGUUCACAGUAUUGGUUUGGGUGGAUUCUCAUACGUGGAUAUAUAUACGAAAACGAAGGGAUUAUCAUCAGGUUGACGAACAAGAUCCUUACUUACCACCGUCGGCGGCGUCGCAGGCGAUAGCAGCAAGGACCCUUCGAGGCCAAGGGUCGUACCCGCCUACAGCCCCUACGCUUAAUUCGAAUGCUCUUGGCACUCAUAAUACGAUUAAGCAGCCUCUCUUGCUAACGCCGCCCCCACCGUCCUACGCUACUGCGACUGCUCGAGCACGUCAACUGCACGAGAGCAUGUUAAAAGGUGGGGGUAUUAACGGGAGCGGAGGGGGCGGGGAUCACAAAUCGUCUCAGCAUAAUCAGCAAUCAACGGGCGGGCGAGCUGAGCACCGUUCUGGACUCGGAGAUCAACCUGGCCAGUACGCGACUCUGAGCAAGCAGUGCAAGACGCUAGAAUCUAGUGACUUCUACUGAGGGCACGCCCCCGCAGGGCCCGGUAGAGAGCCACCUUGGACGCCGAGCGUCGCGUCCUUCACCGGUACCCUGUCUCACAAUUCGCACGGACCCGCGCAUCUAGCCACCUUCCAGGAUUCGCGAAAGACGCAGACGCUGGAUCCGAAGAACCUGGCCAGUCUGAAGAGGGGCCCGACCCCGGCCUGGAAUCAAAAUCGACCGCUACCGCCGAAUCCCGCGAGUCAGCAGCCCACGUGGGAGUUCGAGUCGCGCUCGCAGACCAAUAUGAAUCAGUUUCGGUCGUUGGUGCGGAACAAGGCGCCUAACAUACGCAUUCAGGAUCAGAUGCAGGACCAGGUCAGAACUUUGGACAGGAAUUUCACGCGUAGUCAGUUCAACGGCGCCGCCCCGCAGAACAACACGGUGCCGAAUAUGUACGGUACAUACAAUCGAGCGCAGGGCAGGCAGGAGAAGCCGACGGUGGCUACGCUGAGUCAGGUACAGGGUAGCGAUCCUAAUCUAUAUGCUGUAACGGAACUCUAAGUCGUAAAAACGGAAGAGGAUGCGAGAUCGUGAAUAUUCGCAGAAUAGAGGCAUCAUUUGUUUCACAAAGAGAGAGAGUUUUGUUUUUUUUUUUAACGAAAUUCUCGAGAACGUGCGAUUCGGAGUUCCUAUAAAGAACAGAAAGAGAGAAAAAAAACAGCAAACUGAUUUCGGGGACCUGCGAAAUAAAAGUGAGAGAAACCAGAGAGGGGGCGAAAAAAAAAAGAUUUUUAGAGAACUUAGAAACUUGUGUGAGACAUACUUUAUAUCCGAGAUUUUGUACUUGUAUAUCAUGUACAGUGAUUGUGGUACGUCCUUCUACGUUAUCCUCCCUCUUUGUUAUCGCGUUCUUGAUUAGACCGCGCGCGAAGUAACCAGGGACAGGCCGGAAUGCAUACUUGAAACGGCGUAAACGUGUGUAUUUAUAUUGCUUGUUGGCUGACUGAAAAAGCGCUGCAUGAACGAACAUGCGCGGAAAGAAAUCUUCACACAAAGCUUUACAUUGAUAUAUCGUUUACAGAGAUACUGCUCGCUUGUUCAUUCUAAAUUAGCUGCUAAUUUCGCGUGCGACGUUUAAUCCGAGGGGUUCGGACAUCGCGACUCCCCGGAAGGAGAUACAUACCAAAACACUGAUGAAGGAACUACUGAGAUAUACGGUUUUUAUAUACUUUUUACUAUUUUAAUCGAGCGAAUCUAUGUUGAAUUUUCCGUAAGAGAUAUUUAAUAUACUUUAUAUAUGUGUGUGAAAACGUAUACAUAUACAUCUAGUUACCGCACGAAUGCCUGGUGAUUUUUACGAGUAAACUCUUUGGCAGAAUUCGAUUGAUUAUAGGCCACGCUCGAUACUGCCAAUGCUCAGGCGUAUAUAUAUUUUUUAAGUACAAAGACGGUGGUAGGCACAGGCGCGUUAUGGGUUUUCAGUUUUUUAUGUGCAAACGAAAAAGAGGCUGAAAAAGGGGGAAAACGAUUGUCCUACGUAACGACAACGGAUAUUUGGAAACAUACUUCCACAGGCGGUAUUAGUUCAAGAUACUCUUUUUAAAAGGCAGCGAGGAAAAAUAAAUCUGUCGCAAAAAAAAAACUGAAUCUUAUACUUCGUAAGAGUCGAGAAUGAAUUUUCUGCGGAGCGCAAUCUUCCUGAGACAUUCUGUAACACCAGAGAUGUGCCGGGUAUCUGGCGAUUAUUAUUCGGUGCUCGUCGAACUCCGGACGAUUGAGUCCGGUCGGGAGGAGUAAAUUUUGUGUCUGAAUAACAAUACGCCAAUUGGAUCGAGCGUUGUUUACUGUUACAAGUAUCCAGCGUUGUUUACUGUUACAAGUAUCCGGUUUCGGCGAUUCCUCUUGAAUCGCCACGGAUGCCUGUCUCUCCGACAAUAUUCGGCACAUCUCUUCCUCUCUAUAAUUGAUCUUACUAUCUAAAAAGUUUGUAAGAGUUGAUAGAUUUUCAGCAAUUGCAAAUGAAACUUUGUACUGGCAUCCGCAUAUAAUUCAGUAAGUCUGUAUAUAAAAGCAAGUAACACUUAAGAUUAUCGAGUAAACGUGAAAAGUGUGAUAAAAUCGAAUCUACAUAGAUGUUAUUAUGGAUUUUGCGUGGAAGCAUUUUGCCAUCUUUUUUUUUUUUAAUUUUAUUUUAUUUUGGUUGACGAUUUGACCACGACUUUCGACUUGCGGAAAGGGAAAUCGUGCCAUUCCAGGAAUACAUGCAUUUAACGCAAACUACUUUCCAGGACUUUUCUUAGGGCUUGUGUUUAGUCGAGUAAAAAAUCAAUUAUAUAAUCGCAAUACCGAGCAUUCUAAGAGGAGCGUGAAUAGCAAAAGAACUUAAUCCAAUGUAAAUAAUUGUAAUAUUUAUUACAGAGCGAUAGCUCGUAGACUAGUAGCAUAUAGUUUAGUUAAAUGCUAAUUUAAGUUCCGACGAUAAGUAUACAUAAAUGUGCGCACGCGGCCGCGUGCGCGUAAUAGGAAAUGAACGAAUAUCGUUUUGUUCACUUUGGAGAUGAAGAAGUAUCCUAGUCAGUAUAUAAUGUUGUGUACAUUCAGUAAUAAGAUCUCUUGCCAAAUUUUUGACCCGGCUCAAUUUGAAGAAAACAAAAAAAAAAGAGAGGGAUAAGACACGUAAAAAGAGGAAUCUUUUUUCUCAAAGGAUAUUUGUAUCGUCACUAUUAAUACGUACGGAAGCUAUAUUAGUGCGUCAUUGCAACCUCCCGAUACAUGUUCUAGAUUUUAAGAGAAAAAUUGCUUAUCGAAAAAGUAUACAAAUAUAAUCCAACUUCAGUGUUUUAGCGCGGAUACACGUUGUAUCCGUAAUAUGUAACUAUCCGUUGUACGUCACGUUUACUUUACUUAUCUGGCAACAUGUAUUUUUUUUUUCAUUUUCAGUUCUUCGCGAUAGCGAUUUACGAUAAACGGAUUUUAAUGUAAUCAACUCAAUUUAAACAGGAGAAUUGACGUUUUUUAAUUUCAGUUUACUUUUAUUCAUUUUACCUACAUAUUCCGUUUAUUUUCUUUUUUCUUUUAAUGGCUUAUAAAACACUGGAGGUGGACGUCAUCAGAUACUGUAACUUUGGUUACUCGAGAUUUUACAGCAAAGCGCGGAAAAACGGGAUCAACGUAGCAUUGUUCAGAUUGAAAAAACCUGCAAGGAAACACGUCGCUUGUUAGUCGGGUGAAAAUUAUAUUCAAAUAUUUCUCUGCCAAGAAUUCGACCCGCGCUCAAAUCUGAUCCGGGCGAUGAAUUGGCGACGAGCGAGACUUACAGGCGACCCGAGGAGCCCGUUUAACACGUAUUUUAAAAUAAUCUAGAACACAGAGAGAAACGUUGUUAAACUCUUAAUAUGCGAAUUUGUAAUUUAGACGAUUGUUAACGGAACCUUUAUUAUAAUCGUUUGUCAAUUUUUAUAGUAGAAACGAGAGUCUGAGGCACAUUGCACACACCAGUUUUUCUAACGAGUAAAGCAGCAUUUAAGUUUACUCAUCAUUUUUAUACGGUAAACGUAAUGUGGCGUAAAAGAAGGCGAGAGAAUCUGCGUAAUAAACACGAACAAAAAAAAAGAGAGAAGGGGAUCGGGAUGAUUGAGAGAGAAAGAGAGUACGUGAGCGAGAGUGUAUACGUCUAUUAUAUACAUAUAUGUGUGUGUGUGUGUGUGUGCGUGAGAGAGGAAGAGAGAGGAAAAGAGCGAGAAAGAACGGAAACUCAUUAUUUUCAGAGAUAAUGGGAGUGAGAUGUGAUGAUAUACGACGUUGAGGAAUUCAUUCGAAUCGGAGCAUUUUCUUGGCCUACGGCAAUUUCUCAUCGCAGAAUGAAAAAAAAACGGAAGAUAAUAGUUAAUAAACGAAAAAUCAAAAAAAGAUUUCGCAGAAUUUGAUUACACGCACAUCGACAGAGACACGAGUAUAUGAUUGAGGGAAGGGGGAGGGGGAGACAUGAUGAAAUGGGAGACCUAAGCUUUUGUGCACCCUUCAAGACUGAUACUGGAUACGCCGAAGGAUCCAGGGCUCUAAUGUUUUUUCCGUAUAUUCGUAUAUUGCAUAAGAUAUGUAAUGUUUUACACGUGUUCGGCAUGGGAUGUGAUGGGACGCUUAUAUUUCUACCGUAGGGUCUUUGCGUGUCCAUCGGUAUAUCUUCUGUUCGAUAUUUUUUCUCGAUUGAAAUUCCUGUGUGACGUAUCUCUCCGCUAUCAUCUAUUAGUGAAAGUAUAUACAGAUAGUGUAUAUAUACAUAUAUGCUAUCCUUUUCUUCUUUGCGUAUUUCUCUCUCACUGCGCGAAAGAGAUUUAUUUACAAAGUAAUAUGUAGAGGCUACUCGACUACUCCAGAGAACUUACGUAAGUUAUAACACGCGUUCUAUUGCGUCUUUCUUUGUAUGUGCGGUUAUGCGAAUUUUGAUGUAAUAUAAAGAGACUUAUCUCGGAGAGGUGUUGUGUAGGAGAAACGAAUGGAAAACGAACGAAGCUCGUUAAUCGAUACCACUUUUUGUAUAUUACGAUUGUGUCUAAUUGCCAUAUUCCGGAUUUAAUUCCUCCUAUUGUAACGGAACAUGAAUAUUAUAAAAAGAGAAAUAAAAACCUAAGAUCCAUGAAA